Messenger RNA from Nematocida parisii ERTm1, 3160 nucleotides. RefSeq lists its product as uncharacterized. Gene Ontology annotation, biological process: transcription-dependent tethering of RNA polymerase II gene DNA at nuclear periphery; protein import into nucleus; protein localization to nuclear inner membrane. The record is from RefSeq and is a predicted model, not a curated record. The transcript has a single exon. Bases 1 to 3084 code for a protein of 1027 amino acids. NCBI's taxonomy places the organism in Eukaryota, Fungi, Microsporidia. Gene Ontology annotation, molecular function: structural constituent of nuclear pore. Gene Ontology annotation, cellular component: nuclear pore inner ring; nuclear pore.
AUGGAUAAAUACAGCGAGGUACAGAACGCAGUGAGGGAUUUGUCAAGUAUGUUACAGGCACCGCAGGAAGCGGUAAAGAACUACAGCAGCGGCUAUACCAUGGACACUCUUAUUUAUAAAAAAGAGUCUGUUGGCCUGCCUAAGGAGAUAGAGGAAAUGGCACAGGAAGGAGGAGUUGUUGGCCUGAUCGAUGGGAUGUCUUCUGUUUGGGGGGCUGUAAAAGGCAAAUUAGUAAUAUGGAACUACAGUAACCAAAUGAUAAGCGAAAUAGAGAUGAAGGCUCAGAAAGUGCAAGCUAUAUUUGCCAUUAAGAGGGUGAAGAACAUUUUUACAUCCAAUGUACAGCACUGCAUCCUUGUGUUUACAGAGCAUUCCAUUAAUAUGAUGUGCCUGUGCAAGAACCCAGCCACGUACAUUAGUAUGGACAUUUCAGUGGAUCUUCCGGUGCAGAUGACCUGUGUAUGCGAGAACGACGCAGGAAGGAUUUUUAUGGGGGGAAAGGAUGGAAACAUAUAUGAAUUUGUGUACGCAGAGAGCAGUUGGCUAAAGGGAUAUACCGCAAAGAUAUUUUCACACACGCACGGGAUAAUGUCGCACGUUCUUCCAUUUCUAUAUGCAAUGGGGCGCAAGGCUGCUGUAUUGCAGAUAGUUCCUACGUAUAAAGGAGUGCUGGUUUUGUUCAAGGACAAUACUUUAGAGGUGUACGAGCUAGAUAAGUACUUGAAGAAAGUACGGACUGCAGACUUACAAGAGCUGAACACAACCGAUAAAAUACAGCUUGUGCGUGCAGACGGAACUAGAUGCCAAGCAUACUUGGUUCUUUCUGAUGCCACUCGGAUGUUUUUGGACUGUAAUGGGUAUCUUUUAGGGAAGAGACCAAUGACCCCUGCUAGAAUAAGAUCGCGACUAGUUGCACCAAGCUCUAUAAAAGAAGAGAACUUCUAUCAGAUAGGAAAGAGUUUAGUAAGCUUUGGGAGAAAAGAGAGUGAAAUGUUUAUCACAACGAUCACACGAAACAAAACAGACACAACAACCCCAGAGAACUGUUGUACAAUUAUGACUGGCACAGAGUACUUGCAAAUUGCUCUGUCUGGGGAAAGUUCCUGGAAGAACCUGGCCGAGGGACUUAUUUCAGGGGAGGAAGUAGUUUGCUUGGGAGUUAACAAGAUUGAUAUAUAUCACAUUAUGAAUGGGGUGGAAUUAAUGGAGAGGGCAACAACAAACCCAGAAGGCAUGUUUGCAUUUAUGCAGAGAAACGGGGCUGAGCUAUCGCUUAUUUCUGCUCUCUAUGCAGUUGCAAGAGGAGCAACUUCGCCUGCUAUAGACAGCUUUUUCAAAAAAUCAGAGCCUUUGCAGAAGAAGGCUAUUAUCACAUGUGCGGGAAUAGUUGUGUAUAAGGUGUGGGGCGUUGACAUAUACAAAAUGCUAAAGGACGAGUCUGGGCUAGAGAUCAGUGAGUAUAUCGAUGAGAUAGAAAGCGCGAUUGCUAGAACCAAGCGACUGAAGAACUUUAUUAUUAAAGAGUGCAUAAACAUUAACAAUAUUCGAAUUGCAGAGGACACGGUUGUAGAUAUGCUGGAUAAUAUUGCAGAGACUUUGCACUACAUAAAUAUACUUAUGGAGUCAGACGCUCUAUAUAUUUUCGAUGAGGCACAGAAGAAGAGCGCAAGUGAACUUGAGUUUACGUAUGCGAACUUCCUUCGACCGGUGACAGAUUUGAGAAGAGCAACACUCAAUGCUCUUGUAGAUUUGAACUUAAGCCAGAAGGCAACAGUGGACAGUGUGACUAGCGAGCUCAAUGAAAAGUGCUCUACACUGUUUGCCCUUACAGACACUCUGCUGCUAAAGGGGAAGGAGGCUAUAGAGAAGGCCUCUCGCGCAGCAACCAGCGAGGACCGGAAGUGGUAUCUGGUGAAAAGUAUGGAGUUCUUCACAAAGACUGCUGCCAAAAAGUACCUCCCAGAAAUUGUGGAGAUGUACUCUAAUGUAAAGUUUUCAAAGGGAAUUCUAUAUGCCAUCCGCGCUGGGUUCAGUUCUAUUACAGAAGAAGAGGCCACUGCAUAUUUCAGAAAGAUCGAGUGCACAGAGGAGAUUCUUCUAGAGGGGCUUAAAGACGAAAGGCCUGCUCUGUGCAAUGCUCUGCUAAACUCUGCAAUUGCAAAGAUUUCAGAAGGAAGCCUUUCAGCUGAUACAUUACUUAAGAUAAAGUCGCCAUAUCUGGAGGACUAUCUUGAUCGGCUGGACCGAACAUCUGACUCAUUGGAUAUGUGCGAUCUCAUUUGGAAAUACCAUGCAAAGAACCAAAACUACUCAACUGCUGCCCGCUAUCUGCUGCGGUCGGCGGAAAGAGCCAAGCCAACCAUUUCCUUAGAAAAAAGAAUAGAGUACAUAUCGAUCGCCAGCACUAUGCAGUCGGCAUCAAAGGAAAGCGAUGAUCCUGCACUAAUGGGGCACAUUAGAAACUAUGUGCCUCGUCUAGGCCUCUGUGCAAAAGAAAGACUGUGCAUGGCGCAGAGGCAGGCAGAUGUCUUAGCUGCUCUUUCUUGCGCAUAUAAUGUUGCAGAGUGCGAAGGAUCCGCGCCACAGGCGAUUAUUGAGGAAACCUUUGUUCGCCUGGACACAGGCCUACUAAGCUUUGAAGAGCUGUUUGAGAUAUGCGUUAUGUUUGGUUUUUCUGUGCUUGCACUGAAAAUAUCCGCAAAGGGAGAAAUCGAUGAUCCUAUUCUUAUGAAAACUCUUUGGGAUGAUGCACUGUCUGGACCAUACGACCAGUGCAUUGAAAUUCUGAAAGGAAACCCUGAAAUCAUGGCUUCUGCACCGAUGGAUGUAGUCUUUGAUAUACUUGCUAGAAAAAAGGUAGAAGCGCCACAAAGCGAUGAGAACCUUGGAUGUGCGCUAGUAACACUGGGUAUGUCUGUUAUAAAAGCUGCGUGCAUGCUAGAGCAGAAGGGAAAGAGCUCAGAGUAUGCGAGUCCGCGCAGUAAAAAGAUUAUCCUCGAUGAAGCAAUCACAUUCUGCGAAAUGCAUAAUUUAACUGAAAUACGGCACCGAAUUGGUUCUUUUAAGAUGUCUCUGGGAAUAUAGACUAAAUGACACAUUCCCGUUCUAUAAUAUUAUCUAGAAGCCUGCAUGAGUCACUAUUUUAAGAAUAUAAAUGGCA